CCAACCUAUCGUCGGCCUCGUUGGUGGCCGAUGUCUCUCAACUCAAACACCGCGAACCCACAUCCCCAGGUCCACGGGAAUCUGGCUGCGACCAGACAUGCGAAAAAGGCAGGAUAGCUGGUCAUGGAUUAUCUUAAAUACCUCAGCUCCCCAGACAGAUAUUCAUCCUGAGUUUCAAUCUGAUAUCUUGUGUUUCUGCGUUUUCUCUCAUUUCCUUGGCAUCAAAGUAUUUUGAGAGAAUUUGAGAUUACGCAGAGCAAGAUGAUCUCGCCGAGAGCAGCUGUAUCUCUCUUAGCCCUUGGCUUUGUUGCCAAAGGUCAGCAGACAUCCUCAGUAUUGGCUUCAACCGCCGCCAAUACGCCGAGCAUAGCGACUGCGUCUGGAACUUUGCCAGCCUGCGCCCAAGUGAGCAGCAUUCAAGCUUCCUAUGCAUCAACUUCUCCGUCUGCAACCAUUGGACCUCUCCUCGCUGCCAGUCUCGCGCACGAUUGUGCUGCCUCCGUGCCUGUGGUCCAGGAAGAUGCCGUGAAGCUGAUCGAUGGGCUCGCCGCGAUGCUUGAAUUCCAGUCGACUCUAGAGUUCUUGGCUUCGCCCCCAGACGGAUAUCCCAUGGCCGCGGUUAACCUCACAGAAAAGCUGGCUGCACUGCGAAGCUCGGUGAAAUCUGGAGCAAUUCAAAAGGAGAUGGAGUUUGAAGGCAACCUUACCUUGAUUCUGGCGAGUGCUCAUGACGGCCAUUUGGCUUUUGUGCCCGACGGAUUGAGUAUCUUCAGCUACCAGUCGCAAUUCGGUCCUCUUGUUUCAGUUUCCAUGGAUGGAUCUCGGCUUCCUCGCAUUUAUUUUCUAGCUGACGUUCGAGAUUACCUAUCUGGUGGUCCAAACCCACCAGCGGUAGCCUCCAUCAACGGUGCCGACGCUGCUGAGUAUGCCUUGGCCAUUGGCAGCAACAAAAGUAUGAUUGGUGGUCCACAAGAUCCGGAUGCGAUCUACAAUAACUUCUUCUACUCUUUCAACAGCGGAGAGAACUCCGGCCCAAGCCUCGGGACUUUCACAGGGAUGUUGCUCUUCUAUCCUGGUCCGUCAACAUCACUCACAUAUGAGAAUGGCACCGGCGUGGAGAAGGACAAUUUCGCACUGGUGAAUGCAAACUUCACGGGCAUUGUGGAUGGUGACAGUUUCUAUCAAAAAUUCUUGAACGCUACCGAGAAAGAUGCCCGGUCAUCCGCGUCGGCCACAGCAUCAGUCGAGUCGGCAACACCCACUGCCACUGCAAGUGCGAGUGCCAGUGAUAGUGCCACUAAAAUCACACAAAUUGAUCACUACCCAACCCCCACUGUCAUCUCGGAGGAUGGUUCGCUAUCUGGGUAUGUCUUUGACGAUCCAGGGUUUGAAGACCUCGCUGUUUUGGCCCUCCGUCAAAUGUCUGAAACUGCAGCCUCGAGCUUCCAAAACUCUCUAACCGACUACCUUGAUAUUUGUCGUCAACAAAAGAAGAGAAAUCUCAUCAUAGACUUGUCGGGCAAUGGUGGAGGCAGCGUUGGACUUGGUUAUGAUACUUUCAAACAAUUAUUCCCUUCGUUGAUACCCUACGGUGCAUCGAAUUCUCGAGCCCACGAAGGGUUUGAGUUGCUCGGCAGAGUGAUCACGAAUCUGUCCACCGAGGCUCUGCACGAGCAGCCUGACAACUAUACCAAUUUUGGUGAUAUGGGUGGGACUACUGUCUUCGCCGCGGAGACAUACCUCAACGACUCCCUCCAGGCGUUUUCAUCUUUCGACGACUACUACGGCCCUGUCCAGGUCCCCGGCCACGGCCAGUCUACCAACUUGAAUCGUUACAAUCUCUCGGAUCCCGAGUACGAUGAAUCAUUCAGCGCGAUCGUAAUUUCUGGGUACGCCAACGAGAGCAACCUCGCUCCGCAGCCGUUUGAGCCAGAGAACAUGAUUGUCCUCACCGAUGGAAACUGCGGUUCCACCUGCACCCUGCUCACACACUUCCUGAAGUGGCAGGGCAAAGUCAAGUCAAUCGCUAUUGGCGGGCGAUCGCAGACGGGGCCAAUGCAGACCCUUGGGCAAGUCAAAGGUAGCCAAGUGAUCUACUUCAGCAACCUCAUCGCAAUCACCAAUCUCGCCUAUGAAGUGGCGGACAAUGCCACACUGGAUGCCAUGAAGGGAACCUCGCUCGAGACCAUCUACAAUCUCGGUGACUACGUGACCUUGAGGACUGCAAGCGGCGGCGAAAAGACCAAUGAGAUCUCGUUCAACAUGCGCAACAACAUCGCGGAGGGAGACACCAGCUACACACCGUUGCAGUUCGUGUACGAAGCUGCCGACUGCCGUCUCUUUUACACACCCGAGCACGUGUCAAGCGUGGGUUCCAUCUGGGCCACCGUAGCAGGGCAAGCGUUUGGCACAAACGGCACUAAGCCCUACUCACUGUGUGUCGACGGCAGCACUAAUCACAAGAGCAGCUUGAGUGGCAACGCCACGCUGUUCAAUGAUGGCAAUCCUACCAACGUCACCGAUUUCAUUCCGGACGUCACGGGCGGCACUGACAGCCAGAACAGUAGCAGUCAAGAUGGGACAGGGUCCGGCGAUGGCAGCAAAGCGAACGGUGCGGCUACAUUUCACGUUGACGGCAUUUAUGCCCUGUGCGUUGCUGUAUUUGCGGCCCUGGUGGCGUUCUGA
Molecule: messenger RNA, 2685 nt
Organism: Exophiala oligosperma
Lineage: Eukaryota; Fungi; Ascomycota; Eurotiomycetes; Chaetothyriales; Herpotrichiellaceae
Exons: 3
Coding region: 262-2685 (807 amino acids)
Biological process (GO): proteolysis
Molecular function (GO): serine-type peptidase activity
Source: RefSeq, a predicted model, not a curated record